Hirundo rustica (Barn swallow) is the source of this 1009-nucleotide messenger RNA. It is a transcript of the gene TNFRSF9, whose product is annotated as TNF receptor superfamily member 9. The transcript has 7 exons. Gene Ontology annotation, cellular component: external side of plasma membrane. The coding region runs from base 1 to 828 and encodes 275 amino acids. Gene Ontology annotation, molecular function: cytokine binding; signaling receptor activity. Gene Ontology annotation, biological process: regulation of cell population proliferation. The record is from RefSeq and is a predicted model, not a curated record. Lineage: Eukaryota; Metazoa; Chordata; Aves; Passeriformes; Hirundinidae.
AUGGCUCCGGGCCGGGCGCUGCUGCCCGCGGCGCUGCUGGCGCUGGCGCUGAGCCCGGGCCCCGCGGCCGCGCUGCCGUGCAUCGCUGAUUGCCCGGCGGGUACGUUCGCAGCGAGCGCGGACUGCGGCUGGGGAGCGGGCGCGUCCUGCCGGCCCUGCCCGGCCGGCACCUUCUCCAGCGAGGCGGGACGCGAAGCCUGCAGAAUGUGUCGGCGGUGCGAAGGACUAUUUCAGUAUUUAAAGGCGUGUUCCUCAACAAGAGAUGCUGAGUGCACGUGCAGGAAAGGCUAUCGCUGCGGCGGUGAUGGCUGCUCCUACUGUACACGAAGCUGUGGCGUGGGACAGGAGAGCACCAGGAACGGUUGCCAGACUUGCCGCUAUGGAACCUUUAAUGAUCAGCCCAAUGGCUCCUGUAAAAACUGGACAAUGUGUUCUGGAAACCAAGUCCUGGAGCCUGGAACUCCAGCAAAAGAUGUGGUCUGCAAACACACUUCAGUUAAUUCCAGUUUAGUCACUACUCUACCUACCACAUCUCUUGAAAUUCCCUUUUCUACCACUGUGCCAGGGAAGAAGGAUGUUCAGACAGACAUGAUCAGGAUUUCUCUAGCUGUGGCUGGGCUGUUGUGCAUAAUGUUUCUGCUGCCUUUGUGCAUCUGCUUCAGUGUCUGGCAGAAAAAGAAACUACCUGCUGUCUUCAAGAAAAGGCACACACUUGAACAGUCAGUUCAGGAAGAUGAUGCCUGCAGCUGCCACUUUCCUGAGGAAGAACAAGGUGAAUAUCAGGACCCUGGCAAAUCCACAGAAUCCAGAGAUCUUCUGGCGAAUUAGAAAUUGAACUGUCCAAGUCAGCCACAUUUGAAUUUUCUUUUGGAACACAGAACAAGAACCUGUUUGUGUAAAUAGAGCGGGUGUCAGCAGCGGAAUGUUAGAGCGGUAGAUAGCCCAGCCACUGAGGAAAAAGUGCCUUUUUAAUAUUUCUUUGAAAAUAAUUAAAAACCCCUCCAAAACA